AUGGAACUCAAUCUGGAUAAGUGUGAGGUGAUGCACUUGAGCAAGACAACCAAGCUCGUGGUUCAUUUGUAUUUAAAUGUAUAUCCACAGUGUAAACCAGAAUACAAAGUCCCAGGGCUGUAUGUUAUCGACUCAAUUGUGCGUCAGUCUCGUCAUCAGUUUGGUCCAGAAAAGGAUGUGUUUGCACCCAGAUUUUGCAAGAACAUCAAUACAACUUUCCAAAACUUGUACAAAUGUCCUGCUGAUGACAAGAGUAAAGUAGUGCGCGUACUGAACUUGUGGCAGAAGAAUGGAGUGUUCAAAAGUGAGAUUAUACAGCCACUUCUGGACCUGGCAGCAGGGAUUCCACCACCCUCUGUCACCCCUGCUGUUGCCAGUACUACAGCAGCAACUGUGAGCAGCAACACACCAGGAACUCCAGCCACCCCUGCCACUCCAGCCAAUGUCAUGCAAAAUUUACCUGAUGCGUGGGCCUCCAUCUCUCAGCUGUCAAACACAGACACAAUUGCUGCUGUUGCACAGCUUCUGCAGAGUCCCCAGGGUCAACAGCUCCAGCAGUUGGUGCAAAGUCUUCAGAUGCAACAGCAAAAACCUCAGCCUUCUCUGCUUCAGGCUCUUGAUGCUGGGCUUGUAGUUCAACUACAGGCUCUUACAGCCCAGCUGACAGCAGCUGCAACUGCUAAUACACUCAAUCCACUGGAGCAACGACUCAAUUUUAAUAAGAAACUCCUUGACAGAUUUGAGUAUGAAGAAGAACAGGAUCAUUCAGAGGAAACUAAGAAAGAAACAUCUGCAUCCCAGCUACCUCUUGUAGCUGAGACCAUGAACACAUCACUUUUUCAGCAGCUGGCCGAGCAAUUCCAACAGCAAAACUUUGAGCAACUUCGGCAACAGAUAAUGGAGCAACAGCAGACGCAGCAGAAUGCAACUUUGGACAAUCAGGAGGUAACUUUUGGAUCUGAACAGUCAGUGACCCCUUCCCAGAGCAGCACUCAUCAGCAACAAGAGCAAGAGAUCAGAGUGGAGGAUCCACUUGAGCAACAACAACAGGAUAUGGAUAUUGAUGCACCUGAUGGUCAGGACCUUAUUGAAGAAGAAAUCUUUCAGCAUGAAGAAAAAAAACCUUUAGCACGUUCAAGAUCUCUGACACGCUCAAGAUCUCGUUCAAGAUCACCUCGAAAGAAAAGGUCCAGAUCCCGCUCAGGGUCUCGCAAGCGCAAACAUCGGAAACGCUCUCGCUCAAGAUCAAAAGAAAGAAAAAGGAAGUCGUCUCGAUCUUACUCCAGUGAAAGAAGAGCGAGGGAGCGUGAAAAGGAACGUCAGAAAAAGGGUCUACCACCUAUCCGUUCGAAAACACUUAGUGUAUGCAGUACUACACUAUGGGUUGGUCAGGUAGACAAAAAGGCAACACAGCAAGAUAUAACAAAUCUCUUUGAGGAAUUCGGCCAGAUUGAAUCAAUAAAUAUGAUACCUCCUCGAGGAUGUGCAUACGUUUGUAUGGUUCAUCGACAAGAUGCUUUUCGUGCUCUUCAGAAACUAAGCACUGGAUCCUUUAAAAUGGGCUCUAAAAUUAUUAAGAUUGCUUGGGCUUUAAAUAAAGGUGUAAAACCUGAAUAUAAGCAGUUUUGGGACGUGGAUCUUGGAGUUACAUAUAUUCCGUGGGAAAAAUUGAAAUUAGAUGAUUUGGAAGGCUUUUCAGAGGGAGGCAUGAUCGACCAGGAAACCGUUAAUACUGAGUGGGAGUCUAGGAACACCGAGCCUGUAAAAGAGAAUGUGAUCCAACCUGUAACUACUGAAAGCACUCAACCAACGUCACAAGGAGAGACAUUCACGCAAGCUGUCACUAUGCUACCUGUUCAGAUCCCAGUGACUCCAACUGUUUCAGCGAUUAGCAUGGUGCAACCACCAGCCUUUCCUGUAUCAAUGUCCAUACCUCCUCCAGGCUUCAACCCAGCCAUUCCACCACCUCCAUUUUUACGGCACAGUUUUAAUCCUUCGCAACCACCACCCGGUUACCUACCGCCACCACCACCAGUUGUUCCACCUCCAGUUGUUGGUCCUUCUAUUCCGCCAGUACAAACCUCUCUAGUUUGUCCGCCUCUUUCCAACACCCAAGACAGUACAAAGGAUUCCCCGUUUGGGAACCUACUUUCACACAUAGGCUCUGGGCACAGCAAUCUCCCAACUCCUAGUAUUCCACCAGGGAGUAUGUUUAAUCCAAUUGGCACACAGCCUCUCUCUUCUGGUCCAGGUGGAUCAAAUGACUUAGGGGCACCACGCACAGGCAGCCAAACGUCAACAUCUGAAACAGCAUCUACUUCUGGGCCAGGAGCUCAAAGUACAGUUUCAACUGGGCCAGUUCUGGGAUUGCAACCAUCAACACCUGCACCAGGACUACCCAAUUUGCCACCUCCAAAUAUGGUUGGACCAAGGAUACCUGGAGUGCUCCCACUGGACGUGCGUCCUGGAAUGAUGCCGCCAUCACCCGGACAGCGGUUUCCAUUGCUGAUGCCACCUCAGCCAAACAUGCCCCCUCAGCCGAAUAUACCCCCUCAGCCGAACAUGCCCCCUUCAUUAUCAAUUGACGGACCUCUUCACUCAGGGUCCAGAGCUCCCUUUCCACCAGUAAGUUCUUUCAGUAGGCUUGAAGGAGCAUUUUCAAGAGCUGCAGUCCCCAGUUCUGACAGCAGUACUAAUGCAAGCCAAGGUACAGCAGAUGAAAGAAGAUCUACUGGAAAUGAUCAUUCUUUUCAGCGAGAAAGCAUGCAACAAGAAGGUGAUCGGGAUUAUCGCUUCCCACCAGUGGAUAACAGCGACACUCAUGGAAGACGGGAUCAAUUUGGAUUUGGUCCUGACCAAAGAUGGGGCUCAAGAGAUUUUGAUGAACGUGAGCGUCGUGCCGUGCCCUUUGGCGGCCCUAAAGGUUUUCAUGAUGAUCAUGAAAGAUAUGGUGGAAGAAAUUUCAGGUUUGAUGGAAGAAGUGGUCCAGUAUGGAACCGGGGUUUUGACCAGGAAGUCCACAGGGAUCUUGAUGAUCGCAGCAGGCCUUGGGAACGCCAGAGAGAUCGUGAUGACCGAGAUUUUGGCUUUCGCCGAGAUGUAAAUGGAAACCGUUUUGGAAGAGACCGAGAGCAAGAUCACUGGGUUCCUCCUCGGCAUAGGUUUGACUAUUUUCAAGGGACCACCGAUCACCAAAAACCGGAUGAUAGGCCUCGGGUAAAUGGUGAUUUCUCAGAAACAAACAGCCAGACACCAAACAAGGAGCUUGCAAACAAUGAUUCUGAAGUUUCUGUGAACCUUGCAUCUCCAUCAGAUGGAAGUGUGGAGAAGGAUGACUUAGAAAAUCAACCUGUAACUGAAAACACAGAUACCGAGGGGACAUAAUUGUCAUACAGUAUGGCAAUAUUUUGUAUAGGUGGUCAUCUGCAGUGGACAAAAUGGUUGACUGGAACUUGAGAAAAGUCACUGUUGUCUGCGAGACAAUUUAAUCCGAUGUACAUCCUUUCACUCUAAUAACUGAAGUUAAUGUGUACAACUGACCUGUACAGACUGUUGUUCUUUAGUUGAACACGGUAGGUAACGACAUUUUUUUUUCAUGCUUAGAGGCCAGAACUCCCACAUUUCUUUUAAUUUGAGGAAGAUAUAAUAGCUUGCCAAAAAAAAAUUUUAAAUUGAUCUUCCUAUGGAAGAUAGGUAAACUUGUAGCUGUUACAGCUGGGAUGGAAUAAAAGUGGUGAUAGUAAUACUUGAAAGGCAUAAUCUGAAUUUUUCCAUUCCCUGAAGCUGCUACAAUAUUUAAAUUUAAUGCUUUGACGAAAAGGAGUUACUGUUUCAUGUUUUAUCCUGUUGACAGCAAUCGCCUAGCCCAUUCACAGUGAGCAGUGCAGUACUGAGGUGUAGAAAACAAAAUUGUAAUACGUUUCUGUUUUGUAAAAAAAAGAAAUUUUAAAUUCUCUUAUAGUCUGGUCUCUGUUAAUCCCAGAAUAAAUGUUUGUGAUUUGUCCCUCGUACUGCAGUGAGUAACGGCUGAAAAAGUCAUUUGAAUGUUGGGUGCAUUCUGUUUUUAGAUGCUAAUAAAACGUUUGUUUGAUAA
Rhincodon typus (whale shark) is the source of this 4093-nucleotide messenger RNA. RefSeq names its product SR-related CTD-associated factor 8 (gene scaf8). The record is from RefSeq and is a predicted model, not a curated record. The transcript has 19 exons. Gene Ontology annotation, molecular function: RNA binding. Gene Ontology annotation, cellular component: nucleus. The coding region runs from base 1 to 3384 and encodes 1127 amino acids. Lineage: Eukaryota; Metazoa; Chordata; Chondrichthyes; Orectolobiformes; Rhincodontidae.